AUGCUCGCCCUUCUCACCAUUUUUGCUGCCCUUAGCACUAGUAUAAUCGCUGCUCCAAGCUCGCUCACACUUUUCGAUCCUUCUGGCGACUUCGACUACCAGAUCGGUGGCGCGUUCACGCCCGUUUCCUCCGUGACCACCGUAUCGCGCGACCGAGCAGACAGCCCCGUCAAGGGCCUCUACAAUAUCUGCUACGUCAACACGUUCCAAUCGCAGUCCGGAUCGGACAAAGCUUGGUGGGAGAAGAACGCAGCGAGUCUGCUUCUCCAGCAGAACGGCAAGCCAUAUCUGGAUCCGGACUGGGACGAAUAUAUUUUUAACACGUCCACCGUUGCCAAUCGGAAUGCCCUUGCAGCCAUCGUGAAGCCAUGGAUCGACGAAUGCGCAUCUAAGGGCUUCAACGCUAUCGAGCCUGACAACCUCGACACAUACACCCGUUUCAAACAACUCUCCAAAGCCGACAAUGUGGCUUUUGCCAAGAUCCUCUCAGACUACGCGCACAGCAAAAACCUUGCAUUUGGACAGAAGAACACCGCCGAGUUGAAACAGGCUGACAAGACCGCUGGUGGCUUCGACGUUAGUGUUCAUUCAUGA
Molecule: messenger RNA, 594 nt
Organism: Mycena indigotica
Lineage: Eukaryota; Fungi; Basidiomycota; Agaricomycetes; Agaricales; Mycenaceae
Product: Glyco-hydro-114 domain-containing protein
Exons: 4
Coding region: 1-594 (197 amino acids)
Source: RefSeq, a predicted model, not a curated record